AUGGACUUUGAAAAUAUCAAGCAUCUUCAGGCUGCGGCGCAGAGAAUCCGCGAAGGCUAUCUCAAAAUCGUCCACAGUACCUCCAUUUCAGAUCUCCAGCUUCCUUCACUUCGAGAUGACCCGGUCAGAGGCCAGCUCUGGGUUUCCAAGUUCACCACUCCGAAGCCGACUCAAGAUACAUCCCGAGAGCUGCUGCUCGAGCUCAUCGACGAGCUGAACAAGAACAACGUACCCUACGACCGCGCAGAUUCAGACUUCCUCAAGUUUGAAUGGAUUGGAUACCGUCACGAUGCGAAGAAAGACACCCCCGAGCCCGCCGAGCUGUCCGAGAGCGAGAAAUUCCGGCGACUUGAGGGCGAGACCAGAAGUCCAUUGACCAUCCUCUACAUCUACGGUGGCACGUUUGCUCUGAAUACUCCAUCCUGCUACCGCAGAACAACAAGCUUCCUCGCAAAAGCAACCGGGGCAAAGGUGUUAAUGGUUCACCAGCGGCUCGCACCACAGAACCCCUUCCCAGCCGCCUUGCUUGAUGUCUUCCAGGCCUACCUAACCCUCCUAGCACCUCCCCCUCACUCUCAUCACGCUGCGAUCUCACCAUCGUCAAUUGUCCUCGCGGGGGAUAGUUCCGGCUCCUGUCUUGCGUUCGGCUUACUCCAGAUACUCCUCCGUCUCAAACGCAAAGGAAAAUCGAUCAAUUUCCACGGAACCACCAUUCAACCUACUGUCCCCGCCGGAAUAGCCGUCCUCAGCCCAAUAACAGACCUCGCAACUUCAUUCCCAUCGUUCAUAUCGAACGCUAGAACGGACAUCUUCCAACAACCUCACGAAAUACUGCCGUACCUUCAACCAGGCUAUCCUACCUGUCCGCAAUGGCCGACAAAGCCUCCCCGCGCGAACCUCUAUUGCGAACCAGGAAUGCUAGCGCACCCCCUUGCCAGUCCGGCCGGGUCAGACGACUGGACCGGAUGCUGCCCGAUAUGGAUGGGGUCCGGUCAGGAGCAGAGUAUCGACCCAGCAUUGUUCAUCGCGCAAGUAGCCCAUGCACAAGGGGUUUCGGUGACAGUCCAAGAGUACGAGGGCAUGCCGCAUACGUUCUUCUUCACAUUUCGUGAUGCCCCACAGACAAAGAUGGUUCUUUCUGAAUGGGCGCUAGCUAUCUUGCGCUUCUCUCAGGGAGUAAAGCCAGUUUCUAGUGUUUCCUUUAUUCGUGCCAAAGGACUGGUUCCGGAACAUCGGGCUGUGGAGAAUCUGGUACCGCUUACUGUGCCCCAGGUUCAAGAUAUGAUGUGGGUGAAGAGUCAGCGGCAUAAGAUUCCCGCUCACUUCCGGGAGGGCCGGUCGAACCUGUAA
Molecule: messenger RNA, 1350 nt
Organism: Aspergillus mulundensis
Lineage: Eukaryota; Fungi; Ascomycota; Eurotiomycetes; Eurotiales; Aspergillaceae
Exons: 1
Coding region: 1-1350 (449 amino acids)
Molecular function (GO): hydrolase activity
Source: RefSeq, a predicted model, not a curated record